CGUUUUACUUGAAUCAGCGUGCAACAUGGUCACCGUUAACGAUCAAGCCCAAAAUGAGAAUAAUAAGCGCCCUCUCGAAGACAAUACUGCUCCUGAAGUAGCUGAGAACGAUGACGAUGGUGACAUUGGUCCUAUGAUGCCACCUCCUGUAGAAGAAACUCCAAAAAAGAAAAAGAGAGUCCUACCUCACGAGCAGAUCUACCUUAGUCGCUUACCUACCUCCGAUAUGUACGAGAAGAGCUACAUGCACCGUGAUAUUCUCAACUUCAUUGCUGUUACAAAAAACGACUUCAUAAUUACUACUUCCCAAGAUGGACACCUCAAAUUUUGGAAGAAAACCGCUUCCGGUAUUGAGUUUGUAAAGCACUAUCGUUCCCAUUUAUCGAAUGUGAAUGGCAUCAACAUCUCGGCAGACAAUGAGCUGCUUGCGACUAUUUCUGAAGACAAGUCGAUGAAAGUAUACGAUGUUACGCAGUUUGAUAUGAUUAACAUGAUCAAAUUUGACUUCACGCCAAAAUGUGUUUGUUGGAUCCAUCAAAAGGGUCAAGCCCAGGCCCUGAUCGCAGUCGCCGACAAAGACAGCUCCAACGUUCAUAUAUUUGAUGGGCGUGGUGAUGGAAAACCCAUACACACAAUCUCAACACUUCACAGUCACCCAGUACAUCUUAUGACCUUUAAUGCUCGAUUUAAUACGGUGAUUUCGGUGGAUACGUCGGGUAUGUUGGAAUAUUGGGAACCAGAAGAACCCUUUGAUCUACCAAAGAAUGUGAACUUUGAGUACAAAGCAGAAACUGAUUUAUACGACUUUAAAAAGUCCAAGUCAGUACCAACGUCCAUUGUAUUGUCGAACGACGGCUUGAAGUUUGUCACCAUGAGCAUGCCAGACAGACAAGUUCGUAUAUUCAAAUUUUUGAAUGGCAAAGUCUUCCGCAAGUAUGAUGAGUCGCUCAAGACAAUAACGGAGAUGCAACAAGCCGGCACUAGUGUCAGAAAACUGGAUGACAUGGAGUUUGGACGUCGUUUAGCUGUUGAUAAGGAGCUGGAGAAGUCACCACAGGCACAACAUAUCAAUGCUGUUUUUGAUGAGAGCGGCAACUUCAUUAUAUAUCCUACUAUGUUGGGCAUAAAAGUCGUUAAUUCAGUGACCAACAAAGUAGCUCGAUUGAUUGGAGAAUCGGAGACACAUAGAUUUUUAAAUAUGGCCUUGUACCAAGGAGCUCCUAGAAAGAAGGGUAUCAUGACUUUGGCAAUGGCAGCAUCUGAUAACCAAGCUUUGAGAGAAACAGAAGAACUUGACCCAACUCUGUUCACAACCGCCUUUAAACGAAACCGAUUCUUCAUGUUCACACAACGGGAACCAAAUGCGUAUGACGAUUCCAAGGGCGAUCGUGAUGUUUUCAACGAAAAACCUUCCCGAGAAGAACAAACCGUUGCUACAACUCAAGCGAAGCAACAGCAAUUGGGCUCAACGGCGGUGUUGCGUACUACAGCAGGAGAUAUUCACAUUCGACUCUUCCCAGAAUAUGCAAACAAAGCUGUUGAGAAUUUUGUCACGCACGCUAAGAACGGCUAUUAUGACAACUUGAUCUUCCACAGAGUCAUCAAAGGUUUCAUGGUGCAAACUGGUGAUCCUUUCGGGGAUGGUACUGGAGGCGAAUCCAUUUGGGGAGACGAUUUUGAGGAUGAAUUCCACCGUGACUUACGACACGAUCGACCAUAUACUGUGAGCAUGGCAAAUGCUGGACCAAAUACGAAUGCCUCACAAUUCUUCAUCACCGUUGUACCCACACCAUGGCUGGAUAAUAAGCACACAAUCUUUGGAAGAGCAACAGCCGGUAUGGAUGUGAUCCAUGCUAUAGAGAACUGCAAGACCGACAAAAGUGAUAAACCUUUAGACGACAUAAAAAUCAUCAAUAUUGAAGUGCAUUAAAUUUGGCAGUUUUGAAAUUUUCCAAUAAAAACGCGCACUGCAAAUUUCUUUAUGUCCAAAGGAGCAGAGCCAUUACCACCUUG
This is a messenger RNA of Umbelopsis ramanniana AG, 2013 nucleotides long. RefSeq lists its product as uncharacterized. Gene Ontology annotation, biological process: protein folding; protein peptidyl-prolyl isomerization. Gene Ontology annotation, molecular function: peptidyl-prolyl cis-trans isomerase activity; protein binding. Bases 26 to 1930 code for a protein of 634 amino acids. The record is from RefSeq and is a predicted model, not a curated record. The transcript has 13 exons. NCBI's taxonomy places the organism in Eukaryota, Fungi, Mucoromycota, Umbelopsidomycetes, Umbelopsidales, Umbelopsidaceae.